UAUAUGGCUGUACAGGAGGCACUGUUACACUGUUUAUCUUUGGAUGGAUAACACUGUGUAUAGGAGAAUAUUCAUUAAUUGUAAACACACCUACAGAGACUGCAGCUUUCCAAACCCAGGACACUUAUGAAAUCACUCCUCUCAUGAGACCUCUUUAUAUUUUUUUCUUUGUUUCUGUGGACCUUGCACACAGGUAAAAAAAGAACCUACCAAAUACUUCAUAACUGUCUUUGUUUGUAAGCGUAUCUGGUAAGAACUCUUCUUAGUGUUUUUAAAACGAAUUUGUGGAUUAAAAAUCGUGAUGACCAAGUCAUUGGAUAAUAGGUUAUUUUGAUGAUUCAUCUUUUAGGACCAAUCUCUGAUAUAUUCAUACUUAAAGCAAUAGUUAAAUCUUAUUGAAGAGUAAAAAUAAUUGCCCUUUUUAAGAUAAAUGAGCCAGGCCAGGGAUUUAGCUCAGUGGUUUAGCUGCCUGCUUUGCAAGCGCAAGGACUCAAGUUCAAUUCCUGGUACCAAAAAAAAAAAAAAAAGAUAAAUGAGCAAUUUUUCAAUCCUGUACAUCACUUUAAAUAAAGAGCUUUGAAAAUCUUUAAGAUAACCUGGCUAAACCUGUGAAAAGAAAUAGAACUUUCUUUCCUGGAUAGAUGGAAAUAAUUUAAAAUGUAUAUGUUACAUACAGAUUGAGUGAAUUAAGAUGAAUAAAAAAUUACUUCUGAUAUUUUUAUGGUAACAGAAUAUUGAUUUUUAAAGUAGUUAUAGAAGAAAAAAUAGAAAAUCUUUCAAAAGAUACUUAACACAAUUAUCCAAACUGUUGCAUAACAAAUUUUUUGUGCUUUUCUAAAUCUGACUUUUCUUUUUCUGUUUCUGUAGAUUGCAGCUUUCUGUUACCCAGGUUAGUGUCCAGGUAGAAAUGUACAGGCAUGUUAUGAACUGAAUGUUUGUGCUUCUUUGACCCCACUGCCAAAUUCUUCUGCUGAACCCCUAAACUCCAUGUGAUGUUACUUGGAGAUGAACCUUUUGGGAGAUAAUUUGGUCUUGAAGGUGGGGCUGUAGUCUGUUGGGAUUCAUAUGCCCUUAUAAGAGAAACAAGAGAAUGUGAUCUCUCUUUAUCCACCAUGUGAAGACACAGCAAGAAGGCAGCCACCUGUAACCUCAGAAGAGGGCCCUCACCAAAACCUGACCAUACUGGCAGUCUGACUAUGAACUUUCAGCCUCCAGAAGUGUGAGAAAAUAAGUCACCCAGUUUUGGUGUUUUGUUAUGUCAGCCCAAGCUAAGAUUUUAGUACAGAGAGAUUGGACACUGCAACAGAUGCCUAAAAAUGUGGAAGUGGCUUUGUGACUAGGUAAUGGGUAGAGUGAAAGAGUUUGGGCAUACAUGCUAGAAAUAGAGAAGGUACAACUAAUUCUGAUAACAUCUCAGAUGGAACUGAGGAACAUAUUAUUAACUACUGGAAGAAAGGUAACUUCUGUUAUAAAGUGGUAAAGAACUUGGCUAAACUGUGUUCUAAUGUUUUGUAGCAGACAGAACUUAAGGUGAUAAAUUUGGAUAUUUAAGGAAAUUUUGAAGCAAAAUGUUGAUGAAACACCUUGAUUCCUAAAUGCAAAAGGGAGAGAUGAAGAAGAAAUUGUAAAAAAAAAAAAAAAAAGCAACUGGAACUUGAAAAUUUGUAAAAUUCCCAACCUAUCCAUUUUGUAAAACAAACAUAAGAAAGAAUAUUCUGAUGAGAACACCCAGAGUGUUGCUGGGCUAUUGCUUAAUAAAGUGCUUAAGGGAUUAUGUGAGUGGAAACACUGCCCCUUUGAAAUGAAAAUGUUGGAGAUGUGAUAAAAAGGAGGACUGUUGAACUUCUUGGAUUUGACAGGACAGGAUGAUAGAUUUGGAGGCAAAUCUUCAAGAUAAAGAAAAAUGAUGCCCAAGGUGAGAUGAGAGGUCAUCUGGGCCACCACCUCAGUUUCAGUAGGUCUCCUGACCUCCACCUUAAGCUUCAGAGGCAAGACCACUUCCCAGAGCUGUGGGGGUGACUCGAGCUGUAGAGGUAGCAGUGCCACUCCAAGAUCCUAGAGGACAGAGUACACAAGCAAAAGGCAUUAUUCCUCAGCCUUAAGAUCAAAUGCAAUUUUUUUUUUUUGCUAGGUUUUGGACUUCUUGGACCCAUUGCUCUCUUUUUUUCCUUUUAUAGAGGAUGUUUCUCCUGUUCCUGCACCGUAACUGUACUAUAUUUUGGAAGUACAAUACAGUAUUUACCUAGUUUCACAGGUUCACAGCUGGAGAGGAUUUUGCCUCAGGAUGGACUGUGAGUCUCACUCCUAUCUGACUGAGGUGAUAGAUGACUGUAGAGUUAAUGCUAGAAUCUGUGAAGAACCUUGGAGUUUGGGGCAGGGCAGUGACAAAAUGCCAUAGACUGAAUUGUAUCCUCCCGGAUUCUACUGUGGAAGGCACAAAGAAAGGACCUUUGAGAGGUGAUUAGGUCAUGAAAGUGGGAUCCUGGUGUGAUGGCAUUAGUUCCCUUAUAAGAAAAGACCCAUGAUAGCUUGAUCUCUCUCUGCCAUGUGAAAACUCAGCAACAAGGCAGCCAUGUGUAAACUAAGAAGAGGGCCCUCACCAGACACUGACCAUGCUGGCACCCUCAUCUUGUACUUCCAGCCUCCAGAAUUGCUUAUCAAAAAUACACCAGCUCUCCAGCAUAUGAAUCAGAUUUUGCACAUCUUGUUUAUAUUUUUACCCUUCCUGUGGGCAUUUGGGACUCUGCCCCCACCUGAUGCUCUUUUCUUAUGGGCAAUGGAGCAGGUUUUAGAGUUUGGCCUUGGAGGCUCAUCUAUGUCAACACACCUACGGUUGUUAGUAAUGUUCAUCAUUUCCACUGGAACAGCUGUAACAUCAUAUUUUAUUCCAAGCACUGUUGGUGUGGUUCUUUUCAUGACUGGACUUGGGUUCUUACUGAGUCUUAACCUAAGUGAUCCAAAUUUUGUCUUCAAACACAGCAUGACCAGAAACAGAGUAGAAACCAAAGCUCAGACUUCACCCAGGGCUUUGGAAAGGCAGUUUCUGUGGAAAGAGUUCCUCUUGCAUGUCAUUGUGUUAGUCUUGGCUCUCUUAGAAGCUAGUCUGCUGCAUCACUUCGCAGGAUUCUCACAAAUUUCUAAAAGCAGUUCCCAGGCUGUAGUUGGCUACAUUUUGAUGCUAUUACUUAUAAUACUGUGGAUACUUAGAGAAAUUCAAAGUGUCUUUAUCUUGGGAAUUUUCCGAAACCCUUUCUAUCCAAAGGAUGUGCUAACUGUGACUGUAUUCCUAGGGAAGCAAGCAAAGCUUCUGAGGGCUGGUAUUGUCAGACGGAUUUUGCUAACUCUAGUGUCACCUUUUGCUAUGAUAGCAUUUCUUUCAUUGGAUAAUUCCUUACAGAGGCUCCACUCUGUGUCUGUCUCCAUUGGAUUCACAAGAGCUUUUCGAAUGGUCACUUGUAUACUGCAGGUAUGGCAGAAUACAGAAAAUGCUUUACUGGAGACAGCCAUUGUAUCAGCACUUCAUUUAUUGAUCUCCAGUAAAGACUUAUGGUGGAACAGGAACCUAAAUACAGGAAUGAGACUCUUACUGGUUGGUAUCAUACGUGAUCGUCUGAUUCAGUUCAUCUCUAAAUUGCAAUUUGCUAUAACUGUGCUUUUGGCAUCAUGGAAGGAGAAAAAACAACAUCGAACAACAACUACCACUUUAUGCAUACUCAAUGUUAUCUUCUUUCCAUUUGUGUUGGUCAUCAUAGUUUUUUCUACACUGCUGUCCUCUCCCUUACUCCCCCUCUUCACCCUUCCUGUAUUUCUGGUGGGUUUUCCCAGACCUACUCGGAGUUGGCCAGGAGCUGUGGGCACUGCAGCUUGUGUGUGUGAGGACACCAUAUACUAUGACCAGAUGGUCCCCAGGUUGACUGCUGCGCUGCAGACUGCGAUGGCGGGUGGAUGUUUAGGUCUCCUCUUACCUGGAUCUCAUUACUUGGGCCGUUUUCAAGAUCGUUUAAUAUGGAUAAUGAUUCUAGAACGUGGCUAUACAUACUGCUGUAUUAACAUUAAGGGGUUAGAAUUGCAAGAAACAUCCUGUCAUACUGCUGAAGCACGAACAGUUGAUGAAAUUUUUGAAGGUGCUUUUGAACAAGAGUACUCAAAAGUAUGUUCCCUUAAUGAACACUUUGGGAAUGUCUUGACACCCUGUACCAUUUUGCCUGUGAAACUAUAUUCUGAUGCCAGGAAUGUCCUCUCUGGCAUAAUUGACUCUCAUGAAAACUUGAAAAGUUUUAAAGGUGACCUUAUCAAAGUACUUGUGUUCAUCCUCCUUCAGUACUGUUCCAAAAGGCCCAGCAAGCAGAAUUUUCACAAAACUGAAAGUAAAGGGGAAACAUCUUUAAUAGUCCUGCCUCCGUCAUCAUGUCCCAGAUCCCCAGAAGACACACACAGUUUUAAUUCACAGACUUUCAAUGACUGGUCAGAUGAUAUUUUUGAUGAUGAGCCAACUGUCCAAAAAGGGAAAAAUCGGUUGAAUGAUUUACCAGGUACAACUAUUCAUCUUCCAGGCUCAGUAGACUCACAGAAAAUUGAUAAUCUUUCUACAGGCACAAUUUCUGAAAACAGUCUUUACAAAGCAGUUAUGUUGGGAUACCCUGCUAUUGACAAAGGAAAGCAAGGAAGCAUGGCUUAUAUCUCUCUCACUGAGUUCAGUUCUCUGCAUUCUCACUUAGUGAGCUUACCUGAAGAGUGGAGGUCUAGCUGUGUACCCAACUCCAGAAUGAAAGAGAUGAGCUCCCUCUUUCCAGAAGAAUGGUACCAAUUUGUCUUAAGUCAGUUAGAAUGUUUCCACUCAGAAAUGGCCUCAGCUGCACUGGAAGAAAUUUCAAAGGACAAAGUUUUAAAAGACUUUUAUGUUCACACAGUAAUGACUUGUUAUUUUGGUUUAUUGGGAAUAGACAAUAUGGUUCCUACUCCUGGCCAUAUAUUAAGAGUUUAUGGUGGUGUUCUGCCCUGGUCUAGUGCCUUGGAUUGGCUCACAAUAAAACCAGAACUGUUCCAGCUAGCUCUCAAAGCCUUCAGAUAUACUCUGAAACUAAUGGUUGAUAAAGCAAGUUUAGGUCCAACAGAAGAUUUUGAAGCGCUAAACAGCUGUCUCGAAGAAUAUGAAAGUGACUGGUACAUUGGUUUAGUAUCAGAUGAAAAGUGGAAGGAAGCAGUUUUACAAGAAAAGCCUUGCUUGUUCUCUCUGGGCUAUGAUCCUAAUAUGGGAGUUUACACUGGGAGAGUGCUCACCCUUCAGGAAGAACUGAUCCAAGUUGGGAAGUUAAAUACUGAAGCUGUUAGAGGUCAGUGGGCCAAUCUCUCGUGGGAAUUGCUUUAUGCCACAAAUGAUGAUGAGGAACGGUACAGUAUCCAAGCUCAUCCGCUACUUUUAAGAAACCUUACAGUGCAAGCUGCUGAACCUCCCCUGGGAUAUCCAAUUUAUUCUUCAGAACCUCUCCCCGUAUGCCAGUGUUAGAGCCCAUUGUGACUGUGAUAGCAUCAGAAGAGGUGUUACUAGGAAAGAAAUUGUAAUUCAUAAAGCUUCCCUGGGCUUUUUCCUAUCACAAGGAUGGCUGAGCAAAAGCUAACUUCCAUAAAAUUGGUUCUCUUAACUGAAAAUCAAAGUCAACUUCAUGCCUAACAUCAAAGUUGGAAUUAGUUGGCCAAUAUUUGUGCCCUAUGGAUCAUGGUAAGUUUUGAUAGAUACAAUAAAACAUUUGUUAGCAACUUUUCAA
Messenger RNA from Heterocephalus glaber (naked mole-rat), 5765 nucleotides. The record is from RefSeq and is a predicted model, not a curated record. NCBI's taxonomy places the organism in Eukaryota, Metazoa, Chordata, Mammalia, Rodentia, Bathyergidae.